Molecule: messenger RNA, 1029 nt
Organism: Penicillium verhagenii
Lineage: Eukaryota; Fungi; Ascomycota; Eurotiomycetes; Eurotiales; Aspergillaceae
Product: alpha/beta hydrolase family protein
Exons: 2
Coding region: 1-1029 (342 amino acids)
Molecular function (GO): 1-alkyl-2-acetylglycerophosphocholine esterase activity
Source: RefSeq, a predicted model, not a curated record
AUGACGAUUCAAGAUGGAAUUGAAUCUCCUCGCCUUCCUAAUAUGCCAGAUCAUGCAUUAAUCGGCGAGGCUGCCAAAAUCCCCAUCAAAGCCCCGACACCUGUCAUCUCCGUCAGCCCUAUCAUACUGCCAGCUCCAGAUCGUAUCAUUGAUUUACACAUCCGGGUCUCUGCACCAACAGUUGGCGAAAAUCUGCCAAUUGUCCUUCUGUCGCACGGCCAGGGUAGAUCGAACAACUUAUCUUCUCUGAACGGCUACGGUCCACUCGUCAACUUCUGGGCUGCGCGCGGCAUCGUCGUCAUCCAACCCAGCCAUCUUAGCUCCAAGACACUGAAUCUCGGAGCCAGCACCGCUCCCGAUGCACCACUUUUCUACCGCUCCCGUGUCCUGGACAUGAAGCUGAUCCUCGAUAACCUCGAUAAGAUCGAGGCUGCAUUCCCUCAGCUGCAGGGUCGUUUAGACCACAGUCGCAUUGCUGUGGCAGGACACUCGAUGGGUGGUAACACUGCAAGUCUGCUACUUGGUGCACGCUGCAUUGACCCCAUCGACGGCUCCGAGAUCAAUUUGCAUGAUCGGCGCAUCAAGGCCGGUGUGCUACUCGCGGCACCCGGCGACGGCCGUAACGGCGAUGGGCUUACCGAGCUUGUUAAGGAGAAGUUUGGAUUCAUGAAGACGCAGAUCCAUGCGGAGAUGGAGACUCCUACUCUUGUCGUGACCGGCGAAGAAGACGGGGCUUCUUUCUUGACGACCCGUGGUGCAGAGUUCCACGCAGAUGCGUACCAUUUUAGCAAAGGCCCAAAGUCGCUGUUGACUAUUGCUGGUGGGAAACAUGGCUUGGGGGGUAUCUCUGGCUAUGAUACCGCCGAGGCUGCGAAUGAUGAGAGUCCUGAACGUGUUGGUGUGACUCAACGGCUUACCUGGGCCUAUCUGUAUAGUCAGUUCUAUCCAGAAGAUUCCGCUUGGGUCACUGCUGUCGAUGCUUUGGUUUGUGGUAUAUGGGUUGUUGAGGAGACUGCCAAGAUGUACUAG